AUGGCGGCGUCAAGUUCCUCUACGCCAGAGUUUUCAGUAGAACAACAUACUACACCUGAGUACAAAAAUUGGCUUGCCUUAGGACAUGCUUUAACAACAGUACUUUGUCAUGGUCUUCGCCCAUUUAUUAACAGAGAGAUGAACGCUUUCUAUACAUACGCGACUGCAACACUUGCAGCAGCUGUUCCUUGUUCUUGUGUCGUCGUCGCUGGAAGAAGACCAAAUCAGUACCAUGACGUAAGAAGCUGUGCAUGGGCCAACUUCCUGCAAAGUCAUCAUCAUAAAGGCAGGCCAAACUGGAAACAAAGUGAUCCCGCAAAGUGGAGAGAUCCAGUCUUGGGUCCUUGGGAGAUAGCCAAACUCUUUCUUCCAGAUCUGGGAGGACACGCCGUAGAGAGCGUAGAUGAUAUGGACGUCACUGGAAUCUUGAACCUGAUGGACUGGUGUGAUCACUUUCGAUCAAUUCCUCGAACACUGAUCGAAGACGUCCGUGAUAUUCGGAAUCACAAGUGGGUACAUGUGCCGAAGCUGGAGUUGACCGAAGCGGACAAGGCAAACGCCUUUGCAUCCAUAGAAAGUUUUCUUCAGGUUCCUUCCUUAAUUCACGACCAAGAUGCUCAAAAAGCUCUACGUGAGAUCCAGACACUCAAAUGUGUGUCAGACUUAAACAAUUUUCAGGCCCAAGUUGUAAACCAAUAUAAAGAAAUAAUAGAAGAAAGAUUCCUAGAAUUACAGAGAAAGGUCGAUGAAGAGUCCAGACUUCGAAAUCAGUUGGAGGGACGCUUACAUAACAUGCAGGAAUUGUUGCAAAACUUAAAAGAUAUGUUAAUAGUCAUAAUCACCAUUCCCAACCGUGUUAAAAGUGGUGCUCUGACUUUGUUCAACAAGCUUAUCAAGUGCACUCGUGCAAUGCUGAAACAGCGGUUCGCACCAUUGCUGAUGAUGCUGUUGCUGUGUAGUUGUAUCACCGUUCUCGAUCCAAGGUCAUACAAAGACGGUGAGUAAAGCACGGAGUUUUCCAUUUUAAGAUUGCAAUUCAUGAAAAUUAGCCCUAAAGUUAUGGUACGUGGUCAUCGAAUUAAAAUGGGAGAGCAUUGCGCGUCGAGAAACUGAACAGUAAGGCCGUGUACAUGAAUUCUUGGCUGCUCAGUGAAGAUAUAAAUCUAUGUUUCUGUUAGCAUAGAAUCCUGCAAAGUUAGGAAACGAUAAAAACAAAAGUUAAUCAAACUGAUGUUCACUACAAAAAUAUCACAAAAACGCAAUAAGAAUGGAAUAAUAAGAAGACACAACUUAAUUCACCUUCCAAAUAUCUCAAAAUGCAUGCAUGUAUUAACAGGAACGGUUACAACCUACAGACGACCCUUUCCUUAUGCACAUCUCCUUAAUGGAACGACCUGAUUUUAAUGGGAGUUAUAGAACCACCACCUCAUUAGUGCAGGCAUCUUGGUGAUUUUGUAAGAGGUUGCCUCUGUAUCCUUUUGGUAAACGUACUAGGAUGUUCCAAAUAAGAAUUGCCUUCUAUUGACUUAUUAAUUAUACCUUGCACAAGAUAAAAGGGAAAUAGUCUGCUGACCUUAGCUUUCAUACUUCUUAUCUUGUGUCACGCUACAGACGUUUCAUUGGAGAUCCCAGUAGAAUAAAACCCUGAGUCGUUUACCAGUGCAGUAUGGGGUUAUAAUAUACGUGAAAUGAAACGGUCCGUGUUGCUUUAUUCCAGCAAUUGUGUUGACUAUUCAACUUUACAGGGUGUCCUGCGGAAACAGGCGGAGUUCCAAUCGACACCAAAGAUAUCAGCUUGACAGAGUACUUGAAAACAGCUAGCGGGGAAACCUUCAUCGGGCGCCAUUGGCUGUAUAGAGAGGUCGAAGAUUCGCUUAAGGAUGAUAACGUGGCCGGGGUGCUAGUGAUAGGAAAUCCUGGUGCGGGUAAAUCCGCUUGGGCCUCUCAACUCAUUUGUUCUCGAACAACAAGCUCUACAAUCCAUGCUCAUAUUCUCGGUUACCACUUGUGUAAGUACUCAGACAAAAAUACACAAAUGGCAGGAAAGUUUGUUCGCAAUUUAGCGGAGAUGAUAGCCCGCAGGUUGCCCGAGUAUGGUUAUCUCGUUUCCAGUAGUUCUUACAUUCAACGCUCUUUUGAUCUGGACUGUAUCCAGAAUCAGGAUCCUGUGGGUUGUUUUGAGCAAAGUAUCCUUACUCCGCUGAGAAACCUAAAAAAUGAACCGACAAGCAACUGGUUUAUCAUAGUGGAUGCCCUAGAUGAGUGUCUUUCACAAGGUGAAACAGGUCAAAGCAUUGUUUACCUCCUAAACAACAAAAUUAAUCGGUUUCCACAUUGGUUAAAGCUCAUCAUGACUUCACGAAACGAAUCUGAAGCCUUACUGCAUUCAACAAAAGUAUCGAACCUAGUCAUUGAUCCGGAAGAUUCUAGAAACCUGGAGGACAUUGAAAUUUUUGUGAUGACAAGACUCUAUCAACCUAGUCCUUUACUGCACCGCAUAACGUCCUGGUUCGGAGAUGACAGUAUCGAAAGUACAACAAAGUUGGCAGCUGCAUUACUUAGCAAAAGCCAAGGAAACUUUCUGUUCGUUAAAGAGUUGCUUAACCACUGGGAACACUCGAGACACGAAUUAGGAAAUGAGUAUACCUUGCCAAAAUCUUUGGCAGACCUCUACCGCAGUUACUUUGAAAGACUUUAUCCUCGGCAAAGAAGCUUUAGUCCUGCUCGGCGUGUUUUGGAAUUAUUGGUUUCGACGUUUGAACCACUGGCUGAAAAAGAAAUCUUUGAAGUACUCAGAAUGAAAGAGACUGACCUGCACAAAGAAUACGAUUUCAAGAAUAGAUUGAAAGAGCUAGGACACUUUCUGAAAUACGGAGAAAACAAUACAAUCACGCUUUAUCACUUGUCACUAGCUGAUUGGUUGACUAACGAAAAUAACGAGAAGUUCUUUGUGAGUAAAAAGAAUGGACACGAGAUCUUCUGUGGCUACUACAUCAAUCUUAUAAAAGACGGAGAUAAAAGUACUCUGUUGAAAUAUAUUCUCACUUUGGCCCAACACAUUGCUUUCGGCGGUUGGAAAAAAGCCUACAUCAAAGAAUUUCUUAAUUUUCCCUCUCAGACCGUCAAUUCGUCAGAUCCGCUUAGUAACAGAACUCUGCUGCAUUUGGCCGCUACAAUCAACAGUACAGAUGUUCUGAAACUGUUAUUACGACAUUUUAGCAGCAUUGAUGGCGUUGAUAAGCGUGGAUUUACACCCGCGUUUUUGGCAGCACAGCAUGGUCUUGUAGAUAACCUUGCACUGUUGGUGAAAAGAGGUGCCGAUGUGAAACAGAAAGCCCAGUCAAUCAUUGCAUUUUAUAAAGACAAGACAAGAGCCGUCUUUGAAGAAGUAAAAAGUGGUUGCUCUCAAUCAUAUUGUGGUCCCGUUACAGACACGCCAUAUAAUCAGAUUCAAUCUGAAUUCUUUGAUUCCUCAAUGCUCCAUGCCGCAGCCCAAGGAGGACAUGUAAGCGUUGUUCGUUUUCUUCUUGCUAAAAAUGCUACAGUUUCGGCUUUGAAUGGUGUUAACCUGACCCCAAUACAGUUAGCGGCAGAAAACGGCCAUCUUGAAGUUGUUAAAAUUCUGUACGAGGCAGGCGCAAUAGCAGAUCAAACCGCUCUACAUCUCGCAACUGCAAACAAUAGAUUGCAAGUAGUGGAUUUCCUCUUAGACGCUGGUGUCAAAGACGAAUGCCCAAGAUGUGAUGGCUACUUUUACUGGCUGGAUCAAAUGUCAGAAGGACGAAGUCGACUUUAUGAUGACAAACAUUUAAUUUUAUGUCAAUCUUCUCUUCACACUGCUGUUGCCUCAGGAUACGAGAAGAUAGUUUCUCGCCUUCUUUCCGAAAAUAAAAAUGCACUAAAUUGUUAUGAUUAUUCUGGGAGAUCUCCACUUCACGAAGCCGUUCGAAAAAACCAAAGAAAGAUUGCGGAUAUUUUGCUUGGGAAGCAACCGCAGAUGAUACACUACAAGUGUAAACACUGGCAAAAAGUCGACUCAUCACAGCUUAGUUAUAGGGAGCAAACUGAAUACAAUGCAGAUGUAUGUCAUUGUGGCUACACUUCUCUCCAUCUUGCAGCAAGGUAUGGCCACCGGCAAUUGGCGAUAUCGCUUAUUAGAAAAGGUGCUCGUGUUAAUGACCGUGACUGCAACGGAGCGACAACCAUUCAUGUGGCUGCUUGCCACAAUCAUAGUGGCUUGAUUCAUUUAUUUUCUCAUCCAACUGUCGGGGGGGACAUCAACGCCAAAACUCUAAAUGGCUCUACACCUCUUCAUAGCGCUGCAGCUUGUGGAGCAGUCGAGGCAAUUAAUCAUAUCCUCUACAAGGAGGUAGACCCGUCGGUUGUUGAUGAUUACGGCCUGACGGCACUGCACUACUCAAUCCGAAAUAUCAAAUCGAGUGAACUUAGUCCAAUAGUGUACCGCAAUUACAUCGCUCGUGAUGGAACCGUGAUUCCACUUCUAAGAGAUCGAAAGGGUCAUUUGUCUGGCUUUUUUUCAGACAAUCAGCAAAUAAAAAGUACCGACCGUUUAAAUUGGUUAGACAUCCUUAUUAGGUUAGUUUUUACAGACACUAAUAUCGAUGCCGUUGAUACUAAAAGGCAAACAGCGUUACACAUUGCUGCCCAGAAUGGAUUAGCUGACGCUGUUAACGUUCUUCUUCAGAUGAAUGCAUCACUGGAGAAAAAAGACGUUAAUGGGAAGACACCACUGGCACUGGCUGUUGAAAAUGCGCCCCGUCCAAUUGUACCAUUUCAUUUACAUUCUCUUACACCUUUCGGUUCAGGGACCAUAAUAGAAGAUUUGAAAGAGGCUUUAAGAGAUCACGAAAUGGCCGUUUUUCUUCUUCUUCGUCGUGGCCCCUGGCUUGGGAAAUGCAAUAAGGCAGAAGGUAGCUUGCUACAUCAGGCAAUCCUUAACCAACAGCCUUACAUCGUUCAACUCCUAUUACUAAGGGGAGCGAGUUUAAGAUGCACAGAUAGCCUUGGGCGAACACCCCUUAUAACUUACCUUCAAACUGGCGGGGAAUUUAUAGAUGUGCUUCUCAAAAACUUUGUCCCUUUUGUUCCAGUUGAAUGUGGAAGGCCUUUCAACUAUUCAGUGUAUCAUCUUUUAAGCUAUCGCACCCCGACAAUUAAAGAUAAUAAUUUUUUCUACCUCAAAGAAUGCAGUGGAUAUGAUAACUUGGUUUGUUAA
Porites lobata is the source of this 5236-nucleotide messenger RNA. NCBI's taxonomy places the organism in Eukaryota, Metazoa, Cnidaria, Anthozoa, Scleractinia, Poritidae. The record is from the annotation of a GenBank genome assembly.